Molecule: messenger RNA, 980 nt
Organism: Dothidotthia symphoricarpi CBS 119687
Lineage: Eukaryota; Fungi; Ascomycota; Dothideomycetes; Pleosporales; Dothidotthiaceae
Product: orotate phosphoribosyltransferase
Exons: 1
Coding region: 88-789 (233 amino acids)
Biological process (GO): pyrimidine nucleotide biosynthetic process; pyrimidine ribonucleoside biosynthetic process; 'de novo' pyrimidine nucleobase biosynthetic process
Cellular component (GO): cytoplasm
Molecular function (GO): orotate phosphoribosyltransferase activity
Source: RefSeq, a predicted model, not a curated record
CCCUACAUCAUCGGUAAAGUCAAGACAUCAAAUCACCACUCCAAAACAUCAAUCAACCUACUAAACAAUCAGAGUAAAAGGACCAAAAUGGCUCUCCCAGACUACAAAAAGGCCUUCCUAGGCGACUGCGUAUCAGCAGGCGCUCUAAAAUUCGGCACCUUCACUCUAAAAUCCAAGCGUGUAUCGCCCUACUUCUUCAACGCGGGGCUCUUCCACCGCGCCGACCUUCUGCGCUCCAUAUCCUCCGCCUACGCGCACACACUAGCCACGCACGGAUCCUCAGACGCCAGCUUCCAAUGGGACAUCCUCUUCGGGCCAGCCUACAAGGGGAUCCCCCUAGCAGCCGCCACAGUGGACAAGCUCGCAUCGCUGGACAUGGCCGCGUACGGGCAGAAGAGCUACAGCUUCAACCGCAAGGAAGCCAAGACGCACGGGGAGGGGGGCAACAUCGUCGGGGCUUCGCUCAAGGGGCGGAAGAUUGUUAUCGUCGACGAUGUGAUUACAGCGGGCACUGCGAUUCGCGAGGCUAUUGAGAUUAUCAAGCAGGAGGGGGGCGAGCUGGUGGGGAUUAUCGUGGCGUUUGAUCGCAGGGAGAAGAUGCCUACUGCUAGUGAUGAUGAUGGGAAGCCUGGUCCUAGUGCGAUUGGGGAGGUUAGGAAACAGUAUGGCAUUCCUGUGCUGGCUAUUCUUACCAUGGAUGAUGUGGUGGAGUAUUUGAGGAGUUUGGGCGGGGAGGAGGAUCUGAAGAGGUUGGAUGAGUAUCGGGCCAAGUACCGUGCUAGCGAUUAAGUGGGGAAAUCAAGGACGACGGUGUCAAAAGGGAUGGGAUGGGUUGGAUCUUACGAAUUAUGCGCUCACGAUGAACAUGCCGUGAGCAUUUCUCCUUUAGUGGAGAAUGUCAAUUCGAAAUUCAUUUCAAGAUGCAGUAAAUUGAAGAUAAGGUAUAUGCCAAAGUAUAAAAAAACAACGCUUCUCAAUCA